Molecule: messenger RNA, 3009 nt
Organism: Anneissia japonica
Lineage: Eukaryota; Metazoa; Echinodermata; Crinoidea; Comatulida; Comatulidae
Product: aconitate hydratase, mitochondrial-like
Exons: 22
Coding region: 101-2497 (798 amino acids)
Biological process (GO): tricarboxylic acid cycle
Cellular component (GO): mitochondrion; cytosol
Molecular function (GO): 4 iron, 4 sulfur cluster binding; aconitate hydratase activity
Source: RefSeq, a predicted model, not a curated record
AUCUAUCGAACGAGUGAUCUCUCUCUUUAAUAUUCUGACGUCAUCUAUUGAAUUGUUGCGUUUCACCGGUGAUCAGUGAAUCCCGUGCACGCUGGUAAAAAUGUCGUAUCUGUCACGAUUUUCCGGAAAACAGCUCCAGUAUGCUCUGUCGUCAGGCAUCCGGGCGAACUUUUUGCAGACUUCUGCAGUUGCCUCACAACAGGCCAAGGUUGUUAUGAGCCGGUUUGAUCAGAAUAACUAUGUCGACUAUGAAAAACUUGCUGCCAAUGUGAAAACAGCUCAAACCCGUUUACAGCGCCCCCUAACACUCUCGGAGAAGAUUUUGUAUGGGCAUUUAGAAGAUCCGAGUGGCCAGGAUAUUGUACGUGGUGAAAGUUACCUGAAACUGCGGCCUGACCGUGUGGCCAUGCAGGAUGCCACGGCACAGAUGGCCAUGUUACAGUUCAUCUCAAGCGGUCUACCUAAGGUUGCUGUUCCAUCUACAAUCCAUUGUGACCAUUUGAUUGAGGCGCAGAUUGGUGGCGCUAAGGAUUUACAAAGAGCAAAGGAUUUGAACAAGGAAGUGUACAACUUUUUGGCAACAGCUGGAGCCAAGUACGGAGUGGGAUUCUGGAAGCCGGGAAGUGGAAUCAUACAUCAGAUUAUUCUAGAGAACUACGCAUUUCCUGGUGUUUUACUGAUCGGAACCGACUCCCACACUCCAAAUGGCGGUGGGCUUGGUGGGCUGUGUAUUGGCGUAGGUGGCGCAGAUGCUGUGGAUGUAAUGGCAGACAUACCCUGGGAAUUGAAAUGCCCUAAGGUUAUAGGCAUUAAGCUGACUGGCAAAAUAAGUGGAUGGACGUCGCCGAAAGAUGUGAUCCUAAAAGUAGCAGGAAUCCUGACAGUGAAGGGAGGCACCGGGGCUAUUGUUGAAUACUUCGGACCAGGUGUAGACUCGCUCUCUUGCACAGGAAUGGGAACGAUUUGUAACAUGGGGGCCGAAAUUGGUGCUACAACCUCCGUCUUCCCUUUCAACCACAGGAUGGCAGACUACCUCAGAGCAACAGAGAGACAUGAGAUCGCAGACUUGGCCAAUGAAUUCAGCCACCUACUAUCUGCCGAUUCUGAUGCCAAGUACGAUGAGGUGUAUGAGAUCAACCUCGAUGAGCUAAAACCACAUGCAAACGGACCAUUUACCCCUGAUCUAGCCAACCCAAUUGAAGAACUUGGUCAAAUUGCUAAGAAAGAAGGAUGGCCAUUGGACAUAAGAGUUGGCCUCAUUGGUAGUUGCACUAACAGCAGUUACGAGGAUAUGAGCCGAGCAGCAAGCAUUGCCAAACAAGCAUUAGAUCAUGGUGUAAAAUUCAAGUCAAAGUUCACAGUGACUCCAGGAUCUGAGCAGAUCCGUGCCACCAUUGAGCGGGAUGGGCAAGCUGAGGUUCUAAGUGAUGCUGGAGCAGUGGUAUUAGCAAAUGCUUGUGGUCCAUGCAUUGGACAAUGGGACAGACAAGAUGUAAAGAAAGGCGAGAAGAACACAAUUGUGACAUCAUACAAUAGAAACUUCACCGGUAGAAACGAUGCUAAUCCAGCCACACAUGCAUUUGUUGCCUCCCCUGAGAUAACCACCGCACUGGCAUUAGCUGGAGAUUUGUCCUUCAACCCAGAGACUGAUGAGCUGACUGGUGCUGAUGGGAAGAAAUUCAAACUACAGAGUCCAUUCGGGGAUGAACUUCCAGCCAAGGGUUUCGAUCCCGGUCAGGACACAUACCAAGCGCCCCCUAGUGAUGGGACGGGUGUAAAAGUGGAUGUGGAUGAUAAAAGUAAACGUCUUCAACUUCUUACUCCGUUUGACAAAUGGGAUGGCAAAGAUUUGGAGGAAAUGGUCGUGUUGCUCAAGAGUACAAAGAAACAUACAGUAAUUAGGAAACUUACGUAUAAUGUCAAUGUUAUCUACACAGACCACAUGAGUCCCGGGGGUCCAUGGCUCAAGUACAGAGGUCAUCUUGAUAACAUAUCCAACAAUAUGUUCAUUGGUGCAAUAAAUUCUGAUAACGGAGAAGCUAACAACGUUAAGAAUCAAGUAACGGGAGAAUAUGGUGCCGUUCCCGAUACUGCCAGACACUAUAAGGCCAAUAAUGUCCGAUGGUGUGUGAUCGGUGAUGAGAACUACGGCGAGGGCAGCAGUCGUGAGCAUGCCGCUUUGGAACCAAGGCAUCUAGGGGCUCGAGCUAUCAUUGUCAAGAGCUUUGCAAGAAUCCAUGAAACAAAUUUGAAGAAACAAGGCCUUUUACCGCUUACAUUCUCGAAAACAGCAGACUACGACAAGAUCCGUUCAGACGAUCGCAUCUCACUUCUCGGACUAGCAGACCUGACACCAGGAAAGCCUGUAGUCUGCGUUAUCAAACAUUCAGAUGGAAGCAGUGAUGAGAUUCAGUUAGACCACUCGAUGAACGAAACGCAGAUUGAAUGGUUCAAAGCUGGUAGCGCCCUCAACAAAAUGGCUCUCGACAAGCACUGAUGACACCAAAAUUCCACCACCUAUCUUUCCUUUUAAAACAUGCACAUUGAGUGAAGAGUUUGAUGUGAAUAAAAUUAUUUGUAUUGUAAAUUCAGGAUUAUUAUUUUAAUAUCAUAAUGACCAGAGUUUAAAAAUGUUUUAACAAAAAUUUUGGUCACAAAAUCAACUAUUUACAUGAUACUGAUAUUCAGUUAGUGUAGUGUUAUAUAUAUGAAAUAAUAAAGUACUGUACAGAAAUGAAAAAACUGUAAUUUUCGGAAUGUUUAUUUCAGAGAAAAUAUGUAGUUUUAAUCAUAUAUAGAUGCUAAUUGUGUUUAUGUACAUGUUGUACUGUGUUAUGGUAUAAUUCACAGCUUAUUAGGUCACAAUUGGUUUGGUCGCAAUUAAUUAAAGAUGUAUUGUCCCAUGCUAAAUAUAAAAAAAAUCAUAAAAAUAUUUUUUUAAAUUAACUUGCCCAUUUUGAAGUAACAUAAAAGUUAACAACUUGAACAUAGAAAUUAGUGUUUUUUAAA